CUGGGAUGUCACUUUACAUCUAGAGCGCGCCUUAACCAUAAACGUUUAGUCGAAUUUUAUUCGAUCAUUUGUCUAUGACACGAGGAAAAUAACACGAAUUUAUUGUCUGUGGAAGUUGCGCUACGCCCGCAAAAUCAUUGUUUGACAGAUAACAAAACGUCAAACAAUACAUUAAUGGUGUCGAUUUUUCUGGUAAAAAUUGUUAAAAUGCGACCUAUUCUAAUGUUUUUAUAGAUUUUAUUGUUGCGCUUGCGGUUGCGCCUUAGCAGGCUUAAGAUAAGAAGCAUUUAUUAUGAGUGUUCCAAUGAAUGAAGAAAUUGCGGACAUAAGUAUGACAGGAACUGAAGCAGAUUCCUCGCAAACGCACGGGCACGAAGCCUCAUCAAGUGUAAAUGCAGAUGAUGCGUCGUCCAGCAAUGCCGCGACACCAGCAGGCAGUGAGGGACAGGCCUCCAGGCAGUCCAAUCUGCAGCGCAUACAGCAAAGAAAGCAACAAGUCUAUGGUUGGCCACAUAACAAGAAGUUACUCAAAUUAGCAAUUUACUCUGAAUGCCAGGUAAAUACGUUUAUAGUUUACUUAUUGUUAACAAAAAGCAAUGAGCUGGAAAGGAAGAUUGCACGAAAAGUAAAAAUGCAGUGUAUUUUGAAUAAUGGAAACCAUCAUAAUGUUUGUUAUAUUUUUGUAGAAAAGCAUGUGACUCAGCUGCAAGGAUUACCAGUAGCGGAAGUGAACAGACUGCUCGGAGCAGUGGUGGACGUCGAGAAUAUAUUCAUGUCCAUGCACCGAGAGGAUGACCACGACACUAAACGCGUUUACUAUUAUUUGUUUAAGAUACUACGCAAAUGCAUAUUAAACCGUUCCCACCCUCGCAUCGAGGGCCCACUGGGCCAGCCUCCGUUCGAGCGACCCUCCAUAGCCAAAGCCAUCACUAACUUUGUACUAUACAAGUUCAACACUCUACCGCAAAGGGAAUGGCAGACAAUGUAUGACCUGGCUAAAAUGUUCCUACACUGUUUUAACCAUUGGAACUUCGAGACGCCUAGUGUUAGGAAAUUGCAAGUCUCAAAUCCGGAAGAUAUAUCAGCAUACCAAAUUAAUUACACCAGAUGGUUAGUAUUCUGCCACGUGCCUGCGUUCUGUGACUCACUGCCUCACUACGACACGUCACUAGUAUUCGGUCGCACGUUGCUGCGGGCAGUGUUCAAGUCUGUCUGCAGACAACUCAUGGACAAGUGCCAUUCUGAGAGGGACCGUAUGCCGCCUGAGAAGAGAGUAUUAGUGCUAACCCACUUCCCUCGGUUCCUAGCAUUGCUAGAAGAGGAGAUUUUCAGUUCAAACUCCCCGAUAUGGGACCCAGAGUUCAAGCAGAUCCCACCGAACCAUCUGCAGGCCAUAUUUGACAAUAAGAACAGUUCGGGCAGAAGAGGCGAGUUUGAACGUGUGACCGCUUCAGGAGACAGUAAAGAUGGGUUCACUACAGUCCAACUGUCGUCAGGUUCAAUAAAAACAGAAGGAGGCAAGCGAGCAAGUGACACGGUGACUGCAAGUUCAGCCAAACGUCGCCGCGUGGCGGACGACACGGCCGACGAUGUUAGCGAGCGGACCGUGGCGGACAUAGUGGCCACCAUCACAGACCCUAACUAUAUGUGUGGACCUGAUGCUCUAUUCCAAAUGCAAGCUCCUCGCGACGAGGCUGCGAAGUCGGAGGAGCAGCGCAAGAUGAUAGAGUUCCACGUCAUCGGAAACUCACUCACUGGACCUGUCAAUAAACAGACCAUGCUCUGGCUUAUUGGUCUCCACAAUGUAUUCUCCCACCAACUACCAGAAAUGACCAAAGAAUAUAUCUCCCAAUUAGUGUUCGAUCCAAAACACAAAACCCUAGCACUUAUCAAGGAAGGCAGGCCCAUUGGUGGAAUUUGCUUCAGGACAUUUAGUUCACAGGUAUGA
Spodoptera litura is the source of this 1948-nucleotide messenger RNA. Its product is annotated as histone acetyltransferase KAT2A-like. Gene Ontology annotation, cellular component: ATAC complex; nucleus. The record is from RefSeq and is a predicted model, not a curated record. NCBI's taxonomy places the organism in Eukaryota, Metazoa, Arthropoda, Insecta, Lepidoptera, Noctuidae. Gene Ontology annotation, biological process: chromatin remodeling; positive regulation of transcription by RNA polymerase II. Gene Ontology annotation, molecular function: histone H3 acetyltransferase activity.